GUGACAGCCCAGGAAGGGAAGAGCGUCGAUGCCAUGGAAUAUUACCGCGGAGCAUAUCACGGGCAAGAAUGGAACCGGGCUGCCGUGCGUAUCCGUAGCCUCGGUCGGCUCUUGUUGGCCUUGAGACCCUUCUUCUCUUUAAUUAUGUAACGGCCUUUUGAUGCAACCAUGGUGCUUAGAUGUCAGGCCCGGGUUGAGGGGAUGGUAUUCGUUUUGAUUGCUUGCUACAAUGCAGCUUUGAGCUGAAUUCGGCUUCCUUGCUUGCUAUACUCGCCAUAUCCUUUUUUUUUUUACUUUCCUCUUUAGGUACAUGUACCUUACCUUGGUAUGGAGCCGUCAAGUCCCAACAGCGGCUUCUUCCAGCAGCUGCCGGUGCUCAAGAACCAGUUCCACGACGACGCCAGUCUGCAGCGCGUGGCCAAACUGUUCCUUCCCACGUCGCUUCUCGAGCAUAUUGGGCCCGAGACUGCGCAGCUGGGCGACCAUGUUCUGUCCCAGGACAUCUUUGACCAUGUGACUGACGCCGAAAAGAACCAGCCCUACCUGCGCGGCAGCGGCCGCGAUGCCUUUGGGAACCCCAAGAGCGAGCUUGUCGUCACCGAAGGCUGGAAAAGGCUGCAGGACUUUGGGUUUGAGAAAGGUGUUAUUGCCCUCAACUAUGACACCGACUAUGGCCCCUACACCCGGCUGGUCCAGUUCAUGAGGUGCCAUCUCUGGGGAGCGUCUUGCGCAAACACGCUGUGUCCGGCAGCCAUGCAGGACGGCGCCGCCCGCCUUCUCCAGCGCCACCUCGCCAAGCAGGACAGCAGCAGCAUGACGCUCACACAGCGCCGCGUCUUUCAAAACGCCUUCGACCACUUCACCUCGCGCGACCCGACCAAAGCCUGGACGAGCGGCCAAUGGAUGACGGAGCGGACCGGCGGCAGCGACGUUUCCCUGACCGAGACCGUCGCCACCUACGACCCAUACCCCGCUAGCGACGGCAACCCUAGCACCCCCUGGGCGAACCCCGAAGAGGGCAUCCCGCUGGGGCCCUGGUCCAUCACCGGCUUUAAGUGGUUCUCGAGCGCCACCGACUCACAGGCCACCAUCCUACUAGCCAAGACGGAGCCCGGCAAGGGCGUGAGCGCCUUCUUUGCCCCCAUGCGGCGCCACAACCCCUCGCUGGUGUCUGCCACGGGCAGGCCCGGCGGCACCGAGCUCAACGGCGUGACCAUCCAGCGGCUCAAGAACAAGCUCGGCACCCAGUCGCUGCCCACGGCCGAGCUUGAGCUCAAGGGCAUGCGCGGCUGGCUCAUCGGCGACGAGGGCAAGGGCAUACAGGAGAUCAGCACCAUUCUCAACAUCACCCGCGUCCACACCACCGUGUCGUCGCUCGCCUACCUCGGCCGCAGCCUGGCCGUGGCCAAGGCCUUUGCCCUGGUCCGCGAGGUCGGCGUCGGCAAGGGCAAGCGCGUGCCCCUCUCCAACCACCCCCUCCACAUGCGUACCCUCUCCGGCAUGGCGGCCGAGUACCACGCCAUGAUGCUGCUCGUCUUUUAUACGCUGUACGUCCUCGGGCUGAACGAGAGGCCGCCCUCAUCCCCGCCGAGCCACACCGUUCCCGAGACCUCCCGGGCCCCAUCGCCCCCGCCGCACCUCGUCGCCCCGCUGCUGCGGGUCCUCAGCUCGCUGCACAAGGCGUACGUGUGCGAGCACGUGGUCCCGCUCGUCUUUGGCUGCAUGGAGGCCCUCGGCGGCGUCGGGUACCUGGUCAACGCCGAGUCGGAGCACCUCAACGUGGCCCGCCUGUUCCGCGACGCCUGCGUCGGCGCCAUCUGGGAGGGCACCACCGACGUGCUCUCGGGCGACACCCUCCGCGCCCUCAAGCACCCGGCCACGGGCCGCGACAGCCUCGCCGCCCUCGACUGGCUUGUCGACAGCGCUCUCUCGUCCUCUGGUGGCGAGGCCUCCGCGAGUAUCAAGCGCCAGUGGACGUCGCUGCGCGCCCGCCUCGUCGCCGAAGACCAGCCCGCCCUCCUCCCCGACGCCCGCCAGCUCGUGUUCCGCCUGGCCGAGAUCGUGAUGGCCGCCCUGUUCGUGCUGGAUGCGGCCGCGGACCCGGGGCCAGAGGUCGAGGCCAUGUGCCAGCGCUACUUGGCCAAGAAGGGGCUUGCAGGCGCUGCUGCUGUUGCUGUUGAUGCAGCGCAGGGUCUGUGCUUGGACCAGGCUAUAGUGUAUUCCGCUUCUUCACUGCCGCCGCUGUCUGGAGUGCGAGGAGAAAAGGGGCAGGGAUCGAAGUUGUGACGUGCGUCCGUGAGUGCUAGAGAUGGGCCUCCAAGAGGAAGCUCUACUGGGCGUUGAUCUAGAUGUGGUAGAUAUUUGGUCUGAAAUUAAGGAUACUAUUCAAUGUAGGAUGUUGUCGAAAAGGUGCAUACGGAUAUAGCUUUCCAUAUUGUCAAUGCUGGUUAGCACACCUUGAGCCGUCUCAGAUCAUAGAUGCCGCUGUGUCAUUUCCUUGUCACUGCCUGUGAUAUUCUAUCCGUCGGUUUAUUUGUUUAUCUGCUUAUCUGCCUGUCUCUAUUAGUGUUUGCUAUCCUCGCCAGGUCGCCAAACGAUGGUGUCCAGCUAAAACAGAAAGUUCUGCUUCUAAAGAGAGUAGUAAAGCAGCCGGAGAACGAG
Messenger RNA from Lasiosphaeria miniovina, 2661 nucleotides. RefSeq lists its product as uncharacterized. Bases 328 to 2286 code for a protein of 652 amino acids. Gene Ontology annotation, molecular function: acyl-CoA dehydrogenase activity. The record is from RefSeq and is a predicted model, not a curated record. Lineage: Eukaryota; Fungi; Ascomycota; Sordariomycetes; Sordariales; Lasiosphaeriaceae. The transcript is spliced from 4 exons.